Episyrphus balteatus (marmalade hoverfly) is the source of this 543-nucleotide messenger RNA. Its product is annotated as diptericin A-like. The record is from RefSeq and is a predicted model, not a curated record. Gene Ontology annotation, biological process: defense response to bacterium. The coding region runs from base 156 to 512 and encodes 118 amino acids. Lineage: Eukaryota; Metazoa; Arthropoda; Insecta; Diptera; Syrphidae. Gene Ontology annotation, cellular component: extracellular region. The transcript is spliced from 2 exons.
UUAAACAGAAAAAGUCCCCAAAUACAGUGCAUCCCCAAGUGACGGGUGGCUUAUCAACUAAAAUUAAUAAAUUGACUAUAAAUACAAGAAGAAGCCUAGUCUCCCUUAACAGUCCAAUUUAAAAUCUCGACUUAAUUCCUUUAGUAUCAAUUAAAAUGAACAAAUCAAUUAUUGUAUCAUUCUUUAUCUGUUUGGGUCUGGCUGUAGUUCUAGCUUACCCUGCUGAAGAAUUAUUGGCCUUUGAGAAUAAUCGAAAUGAGGAAUUUGCUGCCCAGAAUACAUUUGAUUUACAUAGAGAGAAGCGUCAAUUUAAUAUGGACGGUACUUCUAUUGCAGGCUCAAAUCGUCAAGGUUAUGAUGUCAAUGUAAAUAGUCGUUUUCCAAUUUGGAAGAGUGAAAACGGUCGCAGUUCUUUUGACGGAACAGCGGGUUUCUCGCAGCAUGUAAACGGUCCAUAUGGAAACAGCAAACCCGAUUAUCGAGGCGGAUUCACUUUCACACACCGUUUUUGAAAAAAAAAAAAAAAAAUACAACUGUUAAAUU